UCAUAGUGCACGAUUAAUUUUAUAUCUCAAUAUUGAUUAAAUAAAAUAAAUUUGGAGAAAGUUACUCCUAUAUCGAAUCCAAAACUGAAUCUCUGAUAUUCGUGGCAAGUACCUUGAACACUAGAGAUUUGUACCAACUGGUGUUGAUGGUCACAUGUACAAGCUCGAAUUUUUAAUAAAAUCUAAAUCUGUAAGAUUUAUCUGUAAAAUAUUAAAGAUCUUUCGGUAAAAAUGGCUUUAAUUAAAUUUAUUUUGAUUUGUACAAUAUUAAAAUCUGUGAAUAGUGCAAAUAUAUUAUUUUUAUCGCCAUCACCGAUGUACAGUCACAGUGUUAUUUAUUUUCCAAUAAUUCGUGAAUUAUCAUUACGUGGCCAUAAAGUUGUAUCAAUAAUACCUGAUUUAAUUAACGAUCCAAAAUUAAUAAAUUUAACAGAAAUCGAUAUCCAUGACGAAGCAUAUAAACUAGCAAAUCAAGCUUUGGACAAUGGAUUGGAUAGAUUACUCAAUGAUUGGCGAUUUGAUUUAUAUGAAUGGUAUCAUGAUUUUUCGCAUAAAAUAAUGGAUGCAUAUUUCCAAUAUCCUGACGUACAAGAAAUAAUACAACAUCCAGAAAAAUAUCAUUUUGAUCUUGUUAUCACAGAAUGGUUAACUUAUCAAUCUGUAAUUGCAUUUGCUGAUUUAUUUAAAUGUCCAUUAAUUGGAAUAUCAUCGUAUACAAUUUUUUCACAUAAUCAUGAAGCAAUUGGUAAUCCAACACAUCCAAUUUAUCAACCAAACGCAUGGAAUCUUCGUAGAGAUCCAUCAUCAUUUUGGGAUCGUGUUAUGAGUGUUUAUACUAGCAUUAAAACUCGAAUAUAUUAUAAAUAUUUUGUUUUACCAAAACAAAAUUAUUUAGUGCAGAAGAAUUUUGGUGACCGUGUGAAUCGAAGUAUUGAAGAAAUGGAACAAGAUGUUAGUUUAGUUUUGACAAAUACACAUCCGAUUAUACAUGGAGCGUAUCCAAAAGUAGCAAAUUUUAUUGAGUUUUUUGGAAUACAUAAACCAAAAUUUGUACCAUUGAAUAAGGAUAUACAGUCAUAUUUAGAUAGUGCCCACAAUGGAUUUAUAUAUUUUAGUCUUGGCUCGAAUGUUAAAAGUUAUCACUUAAGUGACAAAAUACUUAAGACAAUGGUUAAUGUAUUUAAAAAGUUGCCAUAUAAAGUCAUAUGGAAGUUGGAACUUAGAAGUUUAAGAGAAAGAUUAUUGAUUGCUAAUCAAACAAAUAUUUAUGUUUCAAAAUGGUUACCACAACGUGCAAUUUUAGAGCAUCCAAAUAUAAAGUUAUUCAUAACACAAGGAGGACUCCAAUCAACAGAAGAAGUUCUUCGCAGUCCUCGAAGAGUGCCUUUAAUAAUCAUACCAUUUUUAUGCGAUCAAAAUAUCAAUUCAGGAAGAUUUGAACAACUUGGUUUUGCAAAACGUUUAUUAUUAUCAGAAAUAACCGAAGAACAUUUACAAAAAACUAUUCACGAAGUGAUGACAAAUACCAGGUACAAAGAAAGUAUUGCCGAAAUAGCGAACAUGUUAUGGGAUCAACCGGACAAUCCGUUGGAUCGUGCUAUUUGGUGGAUUGAAUAUGUUAUACGGUAUAAAGGUGCUAAAUAUUUACGGAAUCCUGCAUUGAACGCAACUUGGAAUGAAGUUUAUCUUUUUGACGCUUAUUUAUUUAUUUUUUGUAUUAUAGUAUUUUUUAUUGUAACUCUGUAUCUUAUCUCUAGAAGAUUAAUAGUUUUUACUAAAUCAAAAAUAUCUCUAGACUCAAAGAAAAACGUCUAAAAAAUAUUAAAUAUUGUUUUGUUAAUAGACUUUGA
Molecule: messenger RNA, 1850 nt
Organism: Chrysoperla carnea
Lineage: Eukaryota; Metazoa; Arthropoda; Insecta; Neuroptera; Chrysopidae
Product: UDP-glycosyltransferase UGT4-like
Exons: 4
Coding region: 232-1815 (527 amino acids)
Molecular function (GO): UDP-glycosyltransferase activity
Source: RefSeq, a predicted model, not a curated record